Anopheles arabiensis is the source of this 1254-nucleotide messenger RNA. Its product is annotated as protein obstructor-E. The transcript is spliced from 4 exons. The record is from RefSeq and is a predicted model, not a curated record. Gene Ontology annotation, cellular component: extracellular region. Gene Ontology annotation, molecular function: chitin binding. The coding region runs from base 26 to 1030 and encodes 334 amino acids. NCBI's taxonomy places the organism in Eukaryota, Metazoa, Arthropoda, Insecta, Diptera, Culicidae.
UUGAUAUUUCAAACAAUAUAUUGUAAUGAUUAUUAGUCGUGAGGCGACCGUCAAGAUGAAAGCAGUGGCCAAGUUCAGUCUCAGUUUCCUAGUGCUCGUCAGUGUGAUCUUCGGACUCUCCACUGCCCAGACGCAGCUCCGAAGGCAGUAUGAGCUAAACCGGCGAACACCGGGCAGUGGCCCCGCGGUACGCAACCGUGAGCCUGCCGCGUCCGACGCACCAGUCCGCAGCCCAGUGCGUCAGCAGGGCCCGGUACAGGCGUCCGCCUCGGACGAGAUUGAUCCGGAGCUGUCGGAAAAUUGUCCUGAGCCGAACGGAUACUUUGCAGAUGCGGAACAGUGUGACAAGUACUACCAGUGCCGCGAUGGACAGAUUACGGAGAAACUGUGCCCGGACGGUAUGGUGUUCAACGAUUACGACUCCGAUCAGGAGAAGUGCGAUCUGCCCUUCAACAUUGACUGCAGCAAACGCCCGAAGCUCCAGACACCCAUAGCGUCCCUGCACUGCCCCCGCCAGAACGGUUAUUUUGCCAGCGAGACUGGUGCGUGCGAUAAGUUCUACUACUGUGUGGACGGUAUGUUCAACAUGAUCACCUGCCCGGAAGGGUUGGUGUUUAAUCCACGCACCGGCAUCUGCACCUGGCCGGACGAGGCCCAGAAGAAGGGCUGCUCGUCGGAGGACGUGUUCAAGUUUACCUGCCCGAAGGUGAACGAAACCGAGGGAGCUACGCAUCCUCGCUAUGCCGAUCCGGACGAUUGUCAGUUCUUCUACGUGUGCAUCAACGGUGAAACACCGCGCCGCAACGGGUGCAAACUCGGACAGGCGUUCGACGAUGUGGCCAAGCACUGCGAGUGGGCCCGAAAGGUGCCAGAUUGUGCCGACUGGUAUAAGGAUCGUCUUACCGACAAGCAGCUCGAGGAGCUGGAAAAUCCACCGACACCCAAGCCGAAGCCUGCCAACAGCCCGUCGAAGGUUUCCCGUCGACGUCCGUCCAAGCGACCGAAGCAACCGGUUGAUGAUUCGGAAUAGGCAGGCCCACAUCCGUGUGACUCGUCCAGCUUUUAGUUUAGUCACAUUGCAUUGCCAACGGGCAUGUUCUUUCUUGUUUAGGGAGGGCUAAUAAUUGUUAACUCCACCAAGCUGGAGCUGGAUGAAGUAGAGCAAGGGGAAAAAUACUCGCGUGUCUUUGUGUGUAUGUAUGUGUGAAGUGUUUCAGAUGAUGUGUUGAAUAAAAGUAUUUUAAUCCUUUAAAA